Aspergillus udagawae is the source of this 744-nucleotide messenger RNA. RefSeq lists its product as uncharacterized. Bases 1 to 744 code for a protein of 247 amino acids. The record is from RefSeq and is a predicted model, not a curated record. NCBI's taxonomy places the organism in Eukaryota, Fungi, Ascomycota, Eurotiomycetes, Eurotiales, Aspergillaceae. The transcript has a single exon.
AUGACCUCCUAUUUCUCUUCGAUUACCUCGUCGUCAGCGAUCUCCAACAUCAGCACGCGGCUCACCUCCCUCCGCCGUGCCAUCACGUCCGGAGAUGAGGCCGACGACCCAGAAAACGAAGACUGCUCUCACAUCUCCAACGUCCUGCGUGCCUACUACACAGAGAAAGGCCGGCCCUUUCCAUCAUGGCUCCCUCCGGACCCUAAAGCUCCAGCACCCGCACCUUCCCGAACGAUCGCAACCACUCAGAUCCAGCCAGGCGCCUACGGACACGGUUCAGCGGUCAGAACCUCAGGCCCCGGACGCGGUGGCGGGCUGAGUGAUCUAUGGGGAGACUCGGGAGCCUCUCAGCAACCACCAGCAUCACAAACGGCCAGUCUGCGACGAGGACGUCUGGCACCCGGGAGCGCAGGCGCCCCGCUGUCGAUGGUGCACAGCGCUCCCUCUGGCUCAAUGGUGACACCUCCCUCGGGAUCACCCACACCGCCGACUGCGCAUCCGUCCGGGGCACGACCUCUCCCCAGUCAGCGAGCGGGGUCGUAUCAGACAAUUGCAUCAGGCCAGGCCUCUCUUGAGCGGGCUGCGUCUGCGCAGGAGAGACUGCGAGCCCGAUUGCAUGGAGGGCGGUCGCCUAGCCCGGCCCAGACUCCUCCGGGCGGCAGUCGGCCGGGGUCACCGUAUUACGGGGGAGGGGCAGAUCCGAGUGUGCGAAAGCCGGUUGGAAUACCGCCGGGACGGCGUUAA